UAUUCUUAUUUCUUAAAUGUCUUAGAACUCUUAUGCAGUCGAUAGUCGUUUAUUUAAAUGUCAAAAUUUUUGGUUAGUAAUUUACAUCUAUAAAAAAUAAUAAUUUAAAAUGAAAAAUAUUGAAGAAGAAAUAUUGUAUUUGGUUGAGCUCAAUGUAUAUGAUUUAGAAUUAACUGGAGACAAAAUUCACGAGGCGACAAACAAAGAUUUUUUGGUAAAAAUAAGAUUUCUGUCAUUGCCGGUAUUUGUGGUGUCACAGAAUGACUUUGAGUCUAUUUUAAAUCCAAAUGAACCGAGUGGUAGUAAAGAACGAGAGCAAGAAGAAAAAAAAAUACGUGGUACUGAAGAUGGGAAUACGGUAUUUAUAUAUGAAUCCGGUAAAUCAUGUGUCUUUGGUAAACGUCCGCGUGAUCUUUUACAUGAAAUGCAAACGACACCGCUGAGAAUCGGUAUAUUCUGUAAUUGUGACACGUAUCCGAUUGCCGAGACGACUAUACAAUUUACCGGUUGUAUAUGCGAUCAAGUCGCAAUGGCUAUGAAUGAUAGUAACCAUAUGCCUAAACCUUAUGUGCUGUCAAGUACUUGGGAUCUUUUAGAUCCAGGUGGUAAUCCAGCUGGUAAAAUAAAACUUGAUUUUAAAAUUACUUGUAAAGGUAAAUUUAUAGUUACAAAUUAUCAGUUAAAAGAAAAGUCUUAUGAUCCACCGGCGGCUGUGUCUCAACCGGAUGGAGAGGAAGGUCAGACAGUUGAUCCUGAAAGUCCGGAAAAUCAACAAGUCGAAGCUAAAGCCUCUCGCAAAAGUAAAAAAGGAAAAAAAAAGAAGAAGAAGAAGAAGAAGAAAUAA
Messenger RNA from Microplitis mediator, 844 nucleotides. RefSeq lists its product as uncharacterized. The transcript has a single exon. The record is from RefSeq and is a predicted model, not a curated record. Bases 110 to 844 code for a protein of 244 amino acids. Lineage: Eukaryota; Metazoa; Arthropoda; Insecta; Hymenoptera; Braconidae.